AUGGUCGGUCCGCAUCCGGAUACCCGUCCGGAUGCGGAUAUCCGAUGGCAAUUUCAGCGAAAUUGCACAUCCGCAUCCGCACCCGCACCCGCUAGCGGGGCUUCCUUCCAGCCGGCCAUCUCCCCUCCCGGCCGCGGGUAUCCUUUGGGAUACCCGGAUACCCGCCAGCGAUUUGCGGAAAAGGGGCCAUCCGCACCCGAAUCCGCACCCGCUGGCGGGUAUCCGUUGGCACAGGCGGGUAUCCGCCAGCGGAUAACGGGUAUCCGCCAGCGGAUAACGGGUAUCCGCGACGGAUACCCUUCGACCAUCUCUAGAUAUAACGCUGCUGUUAAGAAAUUCAUAUUCUUCAAAAACUUGUCAGGAGACCACGACUUCGUUCUACCAGCUACGAGUAAAGAUAUAGAAGAUUUUUGUUUUUGGGCAGGAAGAAACCUUUACUUAAACAACUCUUACAAAAUAUCGGCGAGUUCAAUUAGGAAGUACUUAUGCGGCAUAAAGGCAUGGCACACUUUCCAUGACACGUUGUACCCAGAAAUAGCGGAUAAACGAAUCGAAUUAUUACUAAAGGCAUCGGCUAAAGUGGACGCAACUAAACCGCUCAAACCAAAGAAACCGGCGAUAAUGUUGAAACAUCUAAUAUGGCUGUCAAACAUGUUAUUUCCGGGUGGAAAGGCCGACAAAGCGAUAAUGGAUUUGGCGAUCGUGGCCUUUUGGGGUAUGGCCAGAAUCGGAGAAUUGACAUACAGUAAACCUACAGGAUCAAUUGAAAGUCAACUGUCACUCUUAACGACAGGCGCUCGUAUUGUGAAUUCGGCAAUCGGAGAGAAAGUCAUUUUGACGGUACGUAACGCAAAAACGGCAACACCGGGUAAACCUCAAGAAAUAGUCUUACAUAGCUUGAAAAACAUGUUAUGUCCGGUUUUGGCGAUUAAGAGAAGACUGGAAGAAGCAGCAGGACAAAAAACGUCCCUUUUUGGUUUUUUCUGCGGCGAGACCCGAAAACACCUGACACGAUCGAUUGCCGUAAAUCGAAUUCAAUUAGUCUUGAGAUCAGGAGGAUUCGACGGGUUGUUAGGCCAUUCCUUUCGGGUCGGGGGAGCAUCGUUGCGGUUCGCACUCGGAACACCUGUAGAUGAAAUAUGCGUUUUAGGCAGAUGGGUGUCGAAUUGCUAUAAGUUAUACAUUAGAGAGUAUGACAAUUCUUCACUUCUCGAAUCAAAAAAGAUUAUAGAGGAGUUAAACGAGUUAUGGGAUGAGGAUUGA
This is a messenger RNA of Puccinia graminis f. sp. tritici CRL 75-36-700-3, 1263 nucleotides long. RefSeq lists its product as uncharacterized. The transcript has 2 exons. The record is from RefSeq and is a predicted model, not a curated record. Gene Ontology annotation, molecular function: DNA binding. NCBI's taxonomy places the organism in Eukaryota, Fungi, Basidiomycota, Pucciniomycetes, Pucciniales, Pucciniaceae. Bases 1 to 1263 code for a protein of 420 amino acids. Gene Ontology annotation, biological process: DNA integration; DNA recombination.